AUGUCGUUCUUCUUGCGAGAAAUUGAUGGUGAACGAGUGUGUUCCACGAGCACCGAAACGUCGAUUCCUGAAGAUAGGAAAAGUGCACGAAGACUGAGAAAAUUGCUAUACAAAUGUGCCGAGAACACAUGCAAACCGGAUAUUCUCAGGGUUCCAGCACAUUGCGGGAAACUCGAUAAAGAAGAAGAGAAAUCCAAAACACCUCUGGACCAGCAACAACAAAUUAAUUUUCAUGAUAUUCUGAACUCAAAAUUUGUUGUGGGACCACCUUCGCCUUUUGCUUUAGUAGCAAUUGCCAAAUCAAUUCUUGCACGGUUUGGGAAUCCAGAAGAAGUUUCUGAAAAAGAAGAUGGAAGCGAAGAGGAAGCCGGAACCAGUGGAGCUGAUGAAGAGGGAAAGCAAUACAAAAAUACUGAUCAGCUGGUUGGAGCUAGUUUAACAUGUAUCUUCGAAGUUCUCGAGCAAUUAAGUCGACGUGACGCCGAACUUUGUGUUCAAGCUCUCGAAUCAUUGUUAUCAUUGAUCCAAUCGAUGCCAAUCGAUUGUCUUCAGUCCGAAAACCGUUUAUCAAUGUCUGCAAUGAUGCACGUUCUGAAAACGCUUCGAGAAGAUGCCUGUCCCUCAGUGAGCUCAAAAGCUACCUCAUGCCUUGUGGCUUUAUCAGUUGCAUGUGGAGAGCCGGAGCAUUUAGGAAGCACAAUUCGAUCAUUAAUUUGUAUGAAGAAAAAUAUUCGAAUGAGCGCCGAUUCGACGUAUGAUAUGAUCCAAAUGCCAGAAAAUUUGAGAAAAUUACUACUGAAAGUGAGGAGGAAAGCUUUAGGCGGAGACAACACUGCCAAUUCCCCACCAAACUGGGCAAUGGUAGAUGUUCACGAGCACUCGGUAGCAAGCAGUUUCAGUCUACCUAGUCUUCCUGAUAGCUCUCCGUCUUCCGACACUCCCGACGAUGACAAUCGAAUACAUAGCACAAUGGCAUGUGAUGGAACAUUUCUCUACAUUCUUAAUUAUGUUGGACUCUACAAGUUGGGGACCGGCCUGAAUGAAACAAUUUCUGGAAAGUUGUAUGCAGCGAAUCAGAGUUUACAAUCGUCGAAAAAUGUGCAAAUGUAUUUAUGCAAUGGAUCAUUGUAUUUACGAAGAAAUUACUCAUCAUGCAUAUCAGUGAUUGACACGGAUUCAUUGUUGGAUAUUGGAGAAGUGAUUCUACCACCAAGUUGUGUACAACAUGCACUGUUCACGGAUGGAACAUACUUUUACAGUGCAACUCUGAUUGCCAAUUCUACACUAUCGACAAUUCAACUAAAUGAUUCAUUUUCCCCUUCCAAUGAGCCAUCAUCACGAAGAAGUCAUCGACUCACUGAUGUGAAGUUCACGAUUCAAGGAGAUCUUCAAGUUCCUCACCAACUCCCCGAAUUUCUACCUGCAAACCUUCAUCCUCAAACUGUUGAUCUUCACUUCACUCGAGAAAUGGCAUUCAUUCAAGCUCGCUCUGGAAAAGUGUACUACGCUGGAAACGGGACAAGGUUCGGAUUAUUUGAAACUGGGAACAACUGGAUGGAACUGUGUCUUCCCGAGCCAAUAGUUCAAAUUUCUGUUGGAAUUGAUACAAUAAUGUUUCGUUCUGGUGCAGGGCAUGGUUGGAUUGCAAGUGUAGACGAUAAGAAAAGAAAUGGAAGACUACGUCGACUUGUUCCAUCUAAUCGCCGGAAAAUUGUUCAUGUUUGCGCCUCUGGUCAUGUCUAUGGAUAUGUAUCUGAAAAUGGAAAGAUUUUCAUGGGAGGACUUCAUACAAUGAGAGUGAAUGUUUCAAGUCAAAUGUUAAAUGGACUGGAUAAUGUGAUGAUUUCUUCAUUAGCGCUUGGAAAAUCUCACGGUGUUGCUGUGACUCGAAAUGGCCAUCUUUUUACAUGGGGAUUGAACAAUAUGAAUCAAUGUGGAAGAGUUGAAUCAACUUCAACCACGUCUUCUCCAAGACAUUCCGGUCGUCAAGAGUAUCAGAUUUGUCCUAUCGGAGAACACACGUGGCUAACUGACACACCCUCGGUAUGUGCUCAAUGCGGGCUUUGCUCCGCACGAGGAGUAGCAUGUGGAAGAGUUCCUCGACCAAAGGGAACCAUGUGUCAUUGCGGUGUUGGAGAGUCAACAUGCCUUCGAUGUGGACUUUGCAGACCAUGUGGAGAGGUUACAGAACCAGCACAGCCUGGUAGAGCUCAGCAUGUGCAAUUCAGUUCAACAGCUGCUCCUCAAAGAAGUACUCUACAUCCGUCACGUGUAAUUUUAAGUCAAGGACCUCAUGAUGUAAAAGUUUCAAGCGUAAGCUGUGGAAAUUUUCAUACAGUACUUCUUGCAUCUGAUCGAAGAGUUUUCACUUUUGGAUCCAACUGCCAUGGCCAAUUAGGAGUUGGAGAUACACUUAGCAAAAACACUCCGCAGCAAGUCAUUCUUCCAUCUGAUACAGUUAUAGUCCAAGUUGCCGCUGGUUCAAAUCACACAAUUUUGAGGGCAAAUGAUGGAAGCGUUUUCACAUUUGGUGCAUUUGGAAAAGGUCAGCUAGCACGACCAGCUGGCGAGAAAGCUGGAUGGAAUGCGAUCCCUGAAAAAGUUUCUGGUUUUGGUCCUGGAUUCAAUGCAUUCGCUGGAUGGAUCGGAGCCGAUGGUGAUUCUUCAAUCAUCCAUAGUCAUACAGCUUUAUUAUCUUCUGAUAAUAUUCUGAAAGCUCAAAUUGUUGCAAACAAAACGAAUAUUUUCAUUUUCCCAAGAGAAGUUGGUAAAGACUACAUUGUAAUAAGACGAAAGUUGAAUGUUUUUGAACAUCAUGCGAGCGAUUACAAAUGUUGGUAUACAUCAUGGGCCACUGAUCCGAAGUAUGACAUGCUGUGGUAUUACAAUUCAGCAGAAAUGGAAAUCAAAGGAUAUGACAUUUUCAAAAAAUCUGAAAAAUCUGUGGGCGAUGCAUUUGAUUCCCUAACUUUCCUAGCUGGUGCCGAAUUUGCUGUCCAAGUGUACGACAGUCCUGCUUAUGCAACUUCGAUGAGUCUUGGAAUGCAACUUUUAUCAGCAACAUUCUCAGCAAAUGUUAUCAAUUUAUCUGAAUUCUGGAAGGAAAAACAUGGGGAACGAGAACAGGAUCACGAGAAAACAAUUAUGGAUGGUUAUUCAGUUGCAAAUCGAUUUGAUGGUACGGGAGGUGGUUGGGGAUACUCGGCAAAUUCUGUUGAAGCUAUCCAAUUUAAAGUCUCCAAGGAAAUUCGAUUAGUAGGAGUUGGGCUGUAUGGAGGACGAGGAGAAUACAUAUCGAAGCUCAAGUUAUAUCGACAAAUUGGAACAGAAGCUGAUGAGUUAUAUGUGGAGCAGAUCACUGAGACUGAUGAAACAGUUUAUGAUUGUGGAGCACAUGAGACUGCAACUCUUUUAUUCUCACAACCAAUAGUUAUUCAACCAAAUCAUUGGCAUGUAGUCAGUGCAAAGAUAAGUGGUCCUUCUUCUGAUUGUGGAGCAAAUGGAAAACGUCAUGUCGAGUGCGAUGGAGUAACAUUUCAGUUUCGAAAAUCUGCUGUGUCAAACAAUGGAACUGACGUAGAUGUUGGACAGAUUCCGGAGCUGUAUUAUCAAAUUGUCGGUGGAUCUGAAAGUCGUGACGAAUCGGAUUCGAAUAAACAGCUGUCAAUCAGUAGAGACAUGUCAAAUCUCUUUUCACCUGCUGCACUGAAAAAUGUCACAGCGGAAGGAAUUGGUAAUUUGCUGAUACUUUUGGAGUGGGCUUUACAACGCGUUCAAAUUGAUGAAGAUACAAACAAUCAAGUUGAAGGAAGUGCUGAAAAUCAAUGGAGUCAGGAAAGAGCAGGAUUUGUUGCUAUUUUAAGCAUGAAGCUUAUAUCAAGAUUCGUAAGAACAGUGUACAAAGAGAAGGGAUGUCAUGAUGAACCAGGAAUUGAUUUUGCUAAUAAGUUGGUAAAUCUGCACUCAAUGCUCUUAGAAUUCUUCUUUUCAACCGAUAUGACUGGAUAUGAAAAUCGUCCAUUAAUUAAAAAAGAAGAAAAGGUUGUUGAAGAAGGGUAUACUCUGAUGAAGUGUGUGUCGGAAGCGGUUAAGCUAUUCAUUUCUCUUUCUCACUGCUUUAUGGGAUCAAGAAGUCUCAUGAAUGCUCAUCUUAUCGCUGUCAUGAACAAAGGAAAUCAUGAAGCUUUGAUCCUAACAUCUGCAAUUAUUGGAUCCCUUGCUAAAAUUGAACGGUUUGCUCAUCAACUUCUAUGCUCGACUACCACAACUGAAAGAUUUCCAAUGCUGUCAUCACUUCUUCUGAAACAUUUCAAUUGUGAGAAAGAAACACUCGCGUCUCUCACUUCAUUUCCAAAUAUUCUUCGAUUUCUUUACGAUCAAACUUUUAUGAGAAAUGCGUACGAAAACACGUCAAGUUUGGCUGAGGCCAUUUUGGUCAAGGUAUCGAGAGAUCUUGCCAUUCCGACAGAUGAUACUCUUAUGGGACCAGUAGUACAUCAAACUUCGUCGAGGUUCAGAAGAAGAAGUGCACAACCUACUUGGGAUAUGUCUGAUGGAUGUGCAGAUGCAAUUGCUUUUAGAGUGGACUCCGAAGGGAUAAAAUUACACGGUUUUGGAAUAUAUCUUCCAACUGAACCAGACCGACGGAAUUUCGUUGGAGAAAUAAUGAUGUUGUCUCCAGAUUCAUCUGAAAAAUGGACAUGCCUUCUUCGGGUUACUGCUGAAAUGUCGUCUGAAGAAAAAGAAGUUGGAAUUGUUAGAUUUCCAGAAUAUGUACUUCUUUCUCCAGGUGUCACUUACGCUGUCAAAGUUAACAUGAUGAAAAAUACAAAGACAUUCUGCGGAGAAGGUGGAGUCACUCAAGUGCAUCUACUCAAUGGAGCCCGCUUGUUUUUCUCAGGAUGCUCAAUGAGCCAAAAUGGAACAACAGUUCAACGCGGACAACUACCAUACUUGAUAUAUUCAAUCCUUGAUCAAUCAAACAGUCUUCAAAUAAAACAAGAAACAAUUUAUGAUACAUUCACUCUACUUCUUCGAUUGAUGGCUAACAAAAUUGGUGCCGCAAUAACAGAAGGUGGAGCACUUCCUGCAUGCUGUCAACAUUUGAUGUCUCAUAUAAAUCCUCAUGUCAUGGUAUACAUGGAAAGAUUCCCAGAUAAAGCUUUAGAGAUGAUGUCAACAAUGGAACAGUUGAUCCCAAUGGUUUCAAAUUUGAACGGAGUUGAAAGAGUUUUCCAUUCAUACGAUUCAGAUGACAGUGGCUGUGAUACACCAUAUUCUGGAAUUGUGACAACUGUGGUUGAGAGUCAACAUCCAUACAAACCAAAUACAUCAAGCUCAAUGGUUUUGUUGUUCGAGGAAGCUGAUUACAUUUGUGUCCGAUUUUCACCGGAUUGUCAAACUGCACAAUUUGAUGAUCAACUGACAAUUUAUCUCAAAAUCGAUGAGCAUUCUUACAUGCCAAUUGAACGUUGUUAUGGGAGCGAAUGGCCGUCCUAUCCAAUGAUAUUGCCUGGAAACUGUCUGAUGUUUGUUUUGGAUGCAUCUUCUGCUGUUGAAGGUGCAACUUCUGAACAGAUGUUCGGUUACCACGUGACAGUAACCGGAUAUUUAGUUGGUUACAAUGAUUCUACUAUGCGACUGGAACAAGAUCUCGUUUGGUUGUCAGCUAAUGCUUGUCGAAUAAUGACACAAUUACCGAUCAAUCCGAGCAACAUUGAACAUUUGAGCACAGCUGAAGACGACACUCGUCAUCUAUUUGAGAAACACGGAAGUCUUCUGAAAAAAGGUCUUAGCUUGAGUCAUUCACCAACUCUCAGUGAGCUGUGUACAAAGGGACAACCACCUCCAGCACUAAAACAUUUUACAUAUACAUAUUCAGAACCUCAAUUUUGAUUUUGAUAGUAAGAAAGGUUCUACUGUCCUCACUGAAGCUGCCAUUAGUGACGUUACCAAUUUUAGUCGGAAUCCAGCUCAAUUAGGCAAUUAUCUGAGUUGUGACGUCACUAUACUUUGAUUGUAU
Molecule: messenger RNA, 6022 nt
Organism: Caenorhabditis elegans
Lineage: Eukaryota; Metazoa; Nematoda; Chromadorea; Rhabditida; Rhabditidae
Gene: rpms-1
Product: PHR domain-containing protein
Exons: 7
Coding region: 1-5895 (1964 amino acids)
Source: RefSeq, marked reviewed